Sebastes umbrosus (honeycomb rockfish) is the source of this 8363-nucleotide messenger RNA. RefSeq names its product zinc finger protein 536 (gene znf536). The record is from RefSeq and is a predicted model, not a curated record. The transcript is spliced from 8 exons. Lineage: Eukaryota; Metazoa; Chordata; Actinopteri; Perciformes; Sebastidae. Gene Ontology annotation, biological process: regulation of DNA-templated transcription. Gene Ontology annotation, cellular component: nucleus. Gene Ontology annotation, molecular function: RNA polymerase II cis-regulatory region sequence-specific DNA binding; DNA-binding transcription factor activity, RNA polymerase II-specific. Bases 851 to 5365 code for a protein of 1504 amino acids.
AUGAGGGGAUUAUUGCUUUAAACGAGGUUUCUGUGCAUCAGCUGCUUUUUUUUUUUUUUUAUCCCAAUGCGAAUACCGCAAGACCCGAGCCAGUCAGUCGGCUCUGCUUUCCUACAAUGGAGUGCCUUUUUUUAUUAACGGUACAAUGCAUUUCACCUACCAGAUAUAGGGGGAGUCCAAGCUGAAAGAUGAAGAAGAAGGGAAUAUGCUGAUGAUGCCCGGCGAUACCGUGCAUCAAUGCAAACCUUGUUUUUUAUAGCAGCGCAGCAGCAGCAUGAGAGAGAGAGGAGUCAUAAUAAAGCUCCUAUAUUUUGGUACAUUUUUCAAACUCAGGAUGGAGCAGCUGUAGUGGAACAGGAAUCGAGGAGUCUUUAACAGGUCCGAAGCGCACUUUCCUUUCCCAAUCCAACACCCCCCCCCCAUGUCAUCAUCCGACUCCGACGAGAAUAUGUGAUCCGGUCAAAUCAUAUGGACAUGCCUCAUUAUUCAAUGAUCUCUCACAACGCGUCGUUUACGCGCAGGAGUUAAACCGGCGCUUCGCCAACAUUUAAAAGGCUCUUGUCGUCCCACCUUCUGUGGAGCUGUCGGCGCUCUUCCUGACAUCCGGCAUUCAUUGGAGCGGCGGCAGUCACACAGGGCUCCCUGAUCAGUGGCGACCAGAAGCGGAGCUGAAGCUGAGGCUGGCUUAACGGGGCUAAGCACACCGUCACGCUGUCCAAGAAACCACCCCCACCCACCCACCGUCUGAGGUGGCCAUUCCAGUAAGCAGUAGUCAGUCAGGAGUGACAGCGAGAGGCCACUUGAUCCUAACAGACAGGUUGCACUCCAGUAUGCAGUUGGUGUGUUAAGGAUGGAGGACUCUAGUUUGUGUCUUGGUGUGUCGUCGGCGGUGCCUGACGCUGAUGCCCAUCUGAGCAGUGCAGUGUUAAAUGGCCGCUACCCCAUCAGUCAGAAGCUUCAUCAGCUUACUGCCCAGCUAGGACACGCCUUUCCCGACCUACACCGCCCACAGCAGAUCCCUGACGAGAAAGCAGCCACGCCUUUGGACGAGAAGACCCACCACGCAGCCCUGGCCAGUCAGCCGAUCAGCAGUCAGAUGGCCCUGCUGGCCAAUCAGCUCAACCGAGACAUUGACGCAGGGGCACUGAGUGGGUUGAACGGGCGUGUUGAUCUGCAGCAAUUUCUCAACGGCCAGAACUUGGGCAUCAUGUCCCAGAUGAACGAUAUCGAAGAUGACGCCCGCAAGAACAGGAAGUAUCCCUGUCCAUUGUGUGGCAAGCGCUUCCGUUUUAACAGCAUCCUGUCGCUGCAUAUGCGCACACACACAGGAGAGAAGCCCUUCAAGUGCCCCUACUGUGACCACCGAGCGGCUCAAAAGGGCAACCUGAAGAUCCACCUCCGCACCCACAAGCUGGGGAAUCUUGGUAAAGGCCGCGGCCGUGUCAGAGAGGAGAACAGGCUGCUGCAUGAGCUGGAGGAGCGGGCCAUCCUUAGGGACAAGCAGAUGAGAGGGAGCGUCAGUCUGCUCCAGCCGGCUCCAACACCCCAUCUGAGCCUCAACAGCAGCUCUAACACCCAUCAGCAGCAACUAGGCUCAGCCUGUGGCCUCCUCCCGCCCUCUGGCCUUGCCACUCCAGACACAAUUUCCCAACCUUCUUCUUCACCCAAGCCGGCCGGCACCCAGGACGAACAGUCCUUGAACCCAACUUCAGGCUUCCGCUGUACCUUCUGUAAAGGGAAGUUCAAGAAGCGCGAGGAGCUGGACCGCCACAUCCGCAUACUCCACAAGCCCUACAAAUGUACUCUGUGUGAGUUUGCUGCCUCCCAUGAAGAGGAUCUGAUAAGUCACGUGGAGAAGGCCCACAUCACGGCCGAGAACACCACGGGCGGGGGUGCCAGCGGACCUGGGGGCACGCAGGUGGCCACCGAAUUCCGCUGUGAGGUGUGUGGCCAGGUGUUCAGCCAAGCUUGGUUCCUUAAGGGCCACAUGCGCAAGCACAAGGACUCCUUUGAACACUGCUGCCAAAUCUGUGGCCGUCGCUUCAAGGAACCCUGGUUCCUCAAGAACCAUAUGAAGGUGCAUCUCAACAAGCUGGCCAUCAAGAACAAGCCGCCCCAGCCCAGUGAGCAGGACAUGGCUGCCGUCAAUAGCAUGAGCAAUCUGGCUCAGGAAGCUCACGCCAACCUUUAUUCCCGCUACAUCUCCUGUCUUCAAGGAGGCUUCCUUUCACCUGACAAGCAGGGCCUGAGUGAGCAGCACCAAAUGUUGGCUAAAGCGGGGAUUGCCAUGAAGGAGAAGGAGAUGCUAGGGAAGCUGCUAGGGCCAAUGGCAGGAGGUAUGGGCCAUGGGCUGGGCGAAAAUGAGAAACGCUCACUCCUGGGUUGUCUCAACCUCGUGCCGCCACUCAAGUCGAGCUGCAUGGAGCGCCUCCAGGCAGCUGCGAAAGUGGCGGAGAUGGACUCCCUCAACAGCUACCAAGCCUGGCAGAUAAUGGCUCGUGGCAUGGCUAUGGACAGGGCUUUCAUGCCGAAGGAGCAGCAGCAACACCAGCACCAGCACCACAUACCCCCAGGGCAAGAAGAUGAGAUGGGUGGUGCUGGAGCCUUGGCUUCCUUCUCAAAGGAUAAGCAAGACUACUCCUUGAUUGCUUCUAAUGAUAGCUCCAAGCAGAAGCAGCUCUCGGAGGCCUUGCAGGGAUCCAAGGUCGCUAGCGGCGCUAUGAUGUCCAUGAAGGAGGACGGAAGAGGCUUUGACAGUCACCGUGACUUAAUGUCUGUCCACGGCGGCGCCGAGGCUCCUGGAGCCAUGGCCGGCUUGGGAAGCCCAAACAUCGACUACAGCCUCUCCAGCCUCUCUGUCCUGAAGGAGAAGCCUUCAGAAUGCCCCGACUGUGGCCGGGUCUUCAGAACCUACCAUCAAAUGGUCGUCCACUCCCGCGUUCACGGCAAAGACAGGAGAAACAUCGAGGAAGCGAUCCAGCAACAAGGUCUGGACGAACGCCGCGGAUCGGCCAGCGACCCCGAGUCCCAGUCCAUCAGCCGCUCCACCACUCCUGGUUCAUCCAAUGUGACAGAAGAGAGCGGCGCCGGAGGAGGACACUCCCAGACAGGAAGCGUCCAGGAUGACAGCCCACAUCCCUCCUCACCAUCUUCAGAUGUUGGGGAGGACUUGGGGAAGGCGGCGGGGAGCAUCCAGCCGUCUCUGUCCCAGCAUCGCGAGCGGAGCGUGGCCUCGUCCUCCAAGGAUUGCCCCUACUGCGGCAAGACCUUCCGCACCUCCCAUCAUCUCAAAGUCCACCUGCGGAUACACACAGGAGAGAAACCCUACCGGUGCCCUCAUUGCGACUAUGCCGGCACCCAGUCUGCCAGUCUGAAGUACCACCUGGAGCGCCACCACCGCGAGCGCCAAAACGGCUCCACCACCUCAGGCCCAUCCUCUUGCCACGCCCCUUCUUCUGACCAUAAAGAGGAUCAUGGGAAGACGACCGGCGGCGGCAGCGGGGGCGGCAUCUUUGCCCGGCCGGAUGUCCUCCGUAAUGUUUUCAAGAGCAUGCCUCCCAACAUGGACUUCAGGGCGGGCCCGUUGCUGCCGCAUCAGUGGGCGUCGGCCAGCAUGAUGUCUCCGCAUGACCGAGAUCGUGAGCGCGGAGACCGCCGUUUUGACUCCGCCUCUUCGGCCGAGAACAUGAAGGCUGCCGAUGGCCCAUCCGCCCUGGUUUCGACGGCGCCGGAUAGCUUCUCCGACCUGAGCAGGGCUUACCAAAGCAUGAUGGGGAACGGAGUCCACUUCCAAGGUUCUCUCCAGGCCUUCAUGGACAGCUUUGUCCUCAGCUCCAUGAAGAAGGACAUGAAGGACAACCAGAAUCCAGUCCAGCUCCCGGCCCAGUGCUACCAUGACAACGGCGAGCCCAAAGCAAAGCGGGCCGUCUCGGCUGACCAGGAAAGAGAAGAUAAGGUCGAAGCCAAACAGAACUCCGAGCCUGGCAAACCCGGGUCUCAGUAUGAACCACUCGAUCUGUCUGUGUCAGUCCGGCCUGAGUCAGCGUCCGGGUCUCUCCCCGGCUCUUCAGUCACCAUCCAUGAUAACGUGGCGUGGCAUGGCUGCCUCUUCUGCUCCUUUUCCACCUCCUCAGUGGAGAUCAUGGCUCUGCACCUCCAGGCCAACCACAUGGGAAAGGCCCAACAGCAGCGGUCCGAUGCAGGCAAGGAGCUUCACGGAGGGAAUUCCCCCACCACCUCCAACAUUCACUCCUCCAACACCAAGACCUCCGGUUUGGCCCUCGACAAAGAUGGAGACAGAAAUGGGGAGAAAAUCCAGGGAGGCUGGAACAACCACAUGGACCAGCCCUACAACCCCUUCCAGAGUGACUUCUACAGGCGGUUUGGUGGCUUGUACGACGGAUCCCCGAGGGCCAACCAGAGCCUCCAAGCAUAUUUAGCCCCAGCAGAGCAUGGUCUGGACCUACCCACCCAGGCCUUUGGAGGGGCACCUUCAGCCGGGGAUGACCAGAUCGGAGAGAGGGGUUCCCGUGGAGACAUCGAAGAGGACCGGGUUGGAUCAGACGACGAGGUUGCAAAGGUUGGGGGGCUCAGUGCCAGUGAGACCCCCUCGACCACACCCAAGAGACAGCAGCACCAGAAUCACUCCGAUGAAGAGGAAGAGGAGGGAGGAGUGGCUGAAGAGGAGGAGGAAAGAGAUGAGGAUGGGCAAAUGGACAUGGAGAGAGAGGAAAGAGGAAGUCCAGCUUCAGACCACCACUCCAAGCAACUCCAAGACAACUCUUCUCUGCCCACAAGGGGCGGAGGUGGUUUGGCGGCAUCUUCUUCCGCCAUGACACCCCUUUCUCUGGUUCCCCAACCCAAGAACCAAGCUCUGCCGCUGGAGAAGCAGUGGCAGCAGGGCCUGGCCCUCCUGUCUCCCGGAGGCCCCCCCGGACUGUUGAAGGCCGAGCAGCACUCCCACCUAGAGCAGCAGAUGAACAUGCUGUCCGUCCUCAGAGCCUACAGCAAUGACAACCUCCCCGCGUUCAACGGCCUGGGAGGCGGAGCACCCACGGGGGGCAUGAAGAGGCCAGAUGCACCCGGCCAGAGACCAUUCCAGUGCAGUUACUGCCCCUACAGCGCCUCCCAGAAAGGCAACCUGAAGACUCACGUGCUGUGCGUUCACCGCAUGCCCUUCGACAACAGCCAGUAUCCCGACCGACGCUUCAAGCGCUCGCGUCCCGAGUCCGACGUCCUGGAGAUGAACCCCGAUGACGGCGUUGGCGGUGUUGCAUCUCAUCAACCGAUGACUGGAGCGGAUGGAAGCCAUGGGAGUGACAUUGUGUCAUUUGGAGGGGAGGCCGCGUCUCGUCACCGGGAGUGAAGCCGCCAUGAGCUGGAGGGAGGUAUGUGUUGGACAAUGCAUUAUCUGAAAUGCCCUAGAUUAUCAGACAAACUUAAUGUUAGUCACUAUAAGACUCAUUUCCAACAGACUCUGACCAAACAACAUCAAGACAAUGAGAUCAACAAAUAUAGACAACAUUGUCUACGUUCUAAACACAAAGUAAACAUAUUGUGUUAUUGGAAGUAUGUUACUAAGAACACAUUAUAAUCGAUGUAUUUUGUGAUGAAGUGAUUCACAUCUUUUGUCUUUUAACCAAACACAGUGGUGUACGAAUUGAAAGUUAAAAAUGAUUAAUGAAAUGGUGCUUUCAAGACAAAUCAUAAAGGAAGGAGGCUAUGGAGCGAGAGGGAAGCCAGAUGAAAAUCAUUAGAGAGACUUUUUUCUCCAAAAAUAAUGCUUUUAUCAGAAAAAUGAUCCGUGUAAACGAUUGAGCGGAACAGUUACUGUAGGGGAAGAUGGAGGAGGCGGUGGAGGAAGAGGAGGGCUUUCAAAUGCACACCACCACCACCACAGCCACCCCAGAACAUAACACCAGUGGCUGCCAUUUUCCCAGUGUGAGUGAUGAGCACUGGAUGUGUGUGUGUGUGUUGUAGGGUCAGUGGUGGCCAUGGUGUGUCGGGGAUAGAGGGGGAUGGGAGGGUGAGAGGGGGGGGGGUGCAUUGGUGCCAGCCUGACUGGAGCUGUCAUCGCAGAGGAAAUCAAUUCAACAACACACACGCACACACAAACACACACUCGGAGUCCUACAGUGGUAAUCCGACUCUGGACCGUAUACGCCAGGGGGUCAAGUUGAGUCCCAUCAGCUGGCCGGAGCCCCUCAAGUCACCUCCUUUCCCUCCUCCAUCCUUCCCCUCCGCUCUCACUCUCUCUAUUACAAGCUCAAUCCGUUAGAACGAGCUGGAAAAUACAACACAAAUCAAUCAGCGGUGUAUUUAAAGCAUCCAUUAGCCGACGCUAAGGCUUGUUCUGCUCUGGUUUUGGCAAUUCAAUGUCCGGAGGUCACCUUACUGGCUCCCCCGUCAGAGAGGGACGGGGAGUUUUAGCUGAUUGUGUUUUAGCUCGGGCUGCUUCAUCACGACAGAUGACAGUUUGGUACUUUGGCGAGCACCUGGACCAAGCUGUGGGGGAUUUUUCUGCCUCAGAAGUAAGGAUGAGAUGCAACCAGCUGCGUUCUGUACAUAUGAAAAGGUGUGUGACAUCCCGCUAAAAGUUCUUCAGUUUGACAGAGACACUCAUACAAAAAGCAGGAUUAAUCUCCUCAACUGAUAUGCUCUUUUAAAGUUGCUUCACAGGGAGGGACAUGAUGGAAAAUUAGAUAAUCAUUCACCUGCUUUAUGUCUCUAAUCAAACUACCUUUUCUAUAAAGAAAGUUGUUUUUUAUUUUCAAAGGAGGCAUUCUCUUUUUGUGGAUAAGUAGUGUUAUAUUCUUUAUCCAUAUGUGAUUAAUUCCUAAGGUGGAAAAAAAGCAACAUGAGACAUUGAAAACAGAAUGUUUUGAUCUCGUAAAAUCAAGCUACAUUGCUUUAAGGGCAAAAAAACAACUUUGAUUGUACUUAGUUGUGCCGGCAGCUGUUGGUUACUACUGGGCGAGGAGAAUAAGAAAGUGCGGCGCUUUGUGUUGUGUCGGUAUUGGUGGUAGGGGGUUGGGUGCUGGGGGUUGUUAAUGUUUUUCUGAUAAAGAGAAAUGAUCCGGACUUUAGGAAAGUCAAUAUCUUCCCGCACAAACACACAGGCGGUGGUGGGGAGGGCUAAACUCUUAAAACCCCAGGGCCACGGCUCUGCCGAAAGGAGUUUACAGUCCGACACAAUGCACUCACACACACACACACAUACACACACAUAUACAACAACACAGUGAGAAAUACAAUCCUACAGCACGCAUGGGGAGAUGGAGGGGUAAGCAGAGAGAAAGAAGGAUAGCGGAAGUGUAGAGGGAAAGAAGGGCAGAGAGAAAAAGAAGAGAGAGUAAUAGAGUAAGUUGAAUAUUCUGCUGUAAUUGUGGUUUUAAUUGUGUCACAUGAUUUUAGUUUUUUUUGGCCACACUACUAAAACAAUAUCGAUUUUAUUUGCAAUUUGUUUUGGUAGCCAACGAGACAGUAUAGUUCUCACUGCCUUAUAACUUAUAAGUGUGUAGGGUCUGUCGAUUUCAACACACUAUUGUGUUUUUGCUGGCUGUAGCUUGCUUCUUCUGGAUGUGUGUAUACAUUGUGUGCGCGUUCCAAACAUUUCUGAAUAUUAGCAAAAAGUCAAUAAGGAAAAAAAAAGUUUUUAAAAAAAUGCACAUUCCUUUUUUUGGCACCCUGGCGUUUCCAACUUACUAAAUAAAGCAUGUGGAUCAGUACGGUUUCAUCAUCUUGUUCAGAUGAGGCAAUCUUUUUUUCUUCUUUUUUUUUUGUUUCGACACUGGAGAGCGCCAUUUGUUGUGAUUCCUCUGUGACUUGUACUCUUUGUCCAUCCCUGAGAAUGAUGUGCCAUUUUUUCCCCCCUGCUGUAAUCCCAAAAUAAUCCAUUCCAUUGUCCCCAUGCUGUUUGAUCUCCGUCAAGCUUCCUAUUGAAGUAGCACACGCAGUUUGCUCAAUUAUAAUCACUGGUGCAAGAAGAAAAAAAAAUAAAUAAAAAAUAAAUAAAAGAAAAAUGAAACCAUGCCCAUUUAUUUCAGACUGCAAUGGAUUCUGUAGCGUGCAACCCUAGUCCAAAUACUGUCCACAUUCCUGAAUGAACAAGAUUUCUAUAGGAGAAGUGAGGAGAUGGGCUUUGUUGCAAACUGUUAUCUUAUAUUAACAGUAGAUAACUUUAUAUUUAAAAGAGAAAUAUCCUUGGUCAUUAUUUAUUACUGAACAUCUGUUUGACAGAAGACAUUAAAAGUGUGUAUCAAACAUGGACUCUUUCUGCGGUCUAGACGUUCUGAUGUACUUUGAAGCAGUAAGAUUUAUCUGGUGUUUUUUUUCCUCCAAUAAAAUCCUCUACCUCUGGGAAA